Coniophora puteana RWD-64-598 SS2 is the source of this 1002-nucleotide messenger RNA. RefSeq lists its product as uncharacterized. NCBI's taxonomy places the organism in Eukaryota, Fungi, Basidiomycota, Agaricomycetes, Boletales, Coniophoraceae. The coding region runs from base 1 to 1002 and encodes 333 amino acids. The record is from RefSeq and is a predicted model, not a curated record. The transcript is spliced from 4 exons.
AUGCACGCGUCGGAGGUCUUUGCGCUUUACAGGUCCCAUAUUCGCCAGACACGUUCUCUUCCGCAUCAUUACUUGCGUCAGUUCUUCAGUCUUCGUGCGGCCGACGAUUUCCGCAAGGUCCUGCAAACAAAGGAUGUUACUUUAAGGCGCAAAAAAGUGAAGCGGCUCUCUAAGGGCUUGAAAACUCUUACCGCUGCCAACGGUGGAGACUAUAACGCAUUCAAUCGUAUCCUUGAUGUGGCUUAUGGUAGAAUAGGGCGUCUACGGUGGGAGUUGAUGCAACCAUGGAUAGAUCAGGACUAUCCCAACCCUCCAGCGCCGAUCAUCGCUGGCAAAGAGAAGUCUCGACCACCUGUUUUCUCGCCCGCACUUCGGGCCUUACAACUUUCGAACGUUUCGCGCAAAACGAGACCUUUGACCGCUAACGACAUCAAGACACCACCUACUUUACCGGAACACGCAAAUCCACAGAGCGAGGAUGCUCUCUUUCUGGGACCUUUUAGCAAGAGGCGGGAAGUGAACCUGCGUUGGCGAUACUUUACUCGCGAAUCCAAGAAGAUAUAUCCACCACUGGAAGUGGCAGUUGAAGGCGAAGACCCUAGUGCUGUUAGGACAGGUACAGGCUUAGAAGGAACUGGUAUCCUACAGGAAGCUAUUGCCUUGGCCACAUGGCCCCAAGAAGCAUUCUCGGCCUCGUCGAACCAUUCCCCAAGGCCCUUGCCUUUCGAUGGACAUCUUCCCAUUCGCUGGUUACGGAGACGAUACCAAGAACUGCUCAAACGUAUGCCCGUUAUCUCGUACCUCCCUGGUCAGAACUCGCCUACGCCGAGGUGGACAGUAUCUCCCAGCCACCCCGGACUACAAACUAUCAACGCACCCAUACUGCCGGCAGUGCACCGUCAGUGGAUUGACUUUGCGCGUUCCGUUGAGAUGAAAGAGACGAAUGCGAAUUCGCAGGGGACGGUGAAGGGAAAGGCAAUACGUAGGGAACAAACAUUAUAA